AUGCCACGAUCCGUCCCCUCCUAUAUACCCUCCGCUCCGGAGGAAGACACAGACCAGCCUCCCGAAGAUGCCGGCCCCCGACACACACCCCGAACGGCACCACCCUCUCCGUCCGCCAUGCGACGAAGCUAUAGCAUAUUUUCAGGGUCACACACCAACUAUCAGUCGUUAGAGCCGCCCCUGGAGGUCGGUGAGACAACCAGCCUCCUUGGAAAGGCCAAGGAGGGCCUCCGUGUCCUACCGCAACGCUCCUACACUACCUUUUCUGCCUCCUCGGGGCCCGACGCUGCCUUUAGACAUACACUCAUGGCGAGUAGUCUUCGUCGGUCACGCCAUCACAGUCGGGCGAACUCGACAAACCGGCGGUUUAGUCGUCGGCCGAGUUUAGAUGGAGCAGCUCUCCCUGAGAGUGUACCCGGUUCGGCCAAGGACCCGAUGACGGCUUCCUUCAUGGACGACCGGCUCUGGUAUGACCAGUUUACCUCCACCGACUGGGUACAUGAUAGUGUUGCCGAUGGAGUACGGCUCCGGGAGCUGCGGCGGCGAAAGGAUAUUCGCGGUCGGAUACUUGCUUUGUUUGACGGUUCCCAGGGCUGGAUCCUGGCUGCACUGAUUGGAUGCAUUACGGCGGCGAUUGCUUAUUUCGUGGAUGUAUCGGAAGACUAUGUUUUUGAUUUAAAGGAAGGUGUGUGUACAACAAACUGGUUUCGGAGCCAUCAGCAUUGCUGUGCGAAUGGCGAGGACUGUCUGGCGUGGCGGUCGUGGUCAGAGUUGAUGAACCACCAUGCUGGUGGUAGUGUCUGGGUCGACUUUGGGGUUUACGUCCUCUGGUCUGUGGCCCUAGCGGUUAUCUCCUGUCUUCUGACGUUGAUGACCAAAACGGUCGUUCCGUCCUCGGUCUCUUUGACUACCUUGGACGAGAACUUGGCCGCGGGUUGGUCUCGUGGUUCGAAGCGUGGAUCGGAUGAUGUCUCGCCUGCUUCUGCGAGCGGCUCGUCGCCGAUGCCACCGCUACCCACGCGUCCUGAUAUGAUCUAUUACUCUGCUGCCGGUAGCGGUGUCGCCGAGGUCAAGGUCAUCAACAGUGGUUUCGUUCUCCACGGGUACCUCGGCUUCAAGACCUUGGUCAUCAAGACUCUGGCUCUUGUUUUCAGUGUCGCCUCUGGCCUCAGUCUCGGUAAGGAGGGCCCGUACGUGCACAUUGCUACCUGCGUUGGAAAUAUCUGCUGCCGACUCUUCACGAAGUACAACCUCAACGACGGUAAACGGCGUGAGGUCCUCAGUGCUAGUGCCGCCAGUGGUGUCGCUGUAGCCUUUGGAGCGCCCAUCGGCGGCGUCCUCUUCAGUCUAGAGGAAGUCAGCUACUACUUCCCGCCGAAAACGCUUUUCCGGACAUUCUUUUGCUGUAUCGCCGCGGCGCUGUCGUUGAAGUUCUUGAACCCCUAUGGCACCGGCAAGAUUGUGCUGUUCGAAGUGCGCUACCUGGGCGACUGGGAACUCUUUGAGCUGGGCAUCUUCAUGGUCUUGGGAGUCAUGGGCGGUGCUCUGGGUGCUUUGUUCAUCAAAGCCUCUAGCAUCUGGGCCAAAUCGUUCCGUCGCAUCCCCGUCAUCAAGCGGUGGCCGCUAUUCGAGGUUGUCCUUGUUGCAUUGCUCACUGGGUUGACCGGCUUCUGGAACCGAUACACGAAACUCCCUGUCACGGAGCUGUUGUUCCAGCUGGCUAGUCCGUGCGAGAAGGAUUCGUUAUCUCCGGAUGGGCUGUGUCCGCACCCAGAGGGCAUCGGCGAGGUUAUCCGUGCCCUCACAAUAGCCUUUGUCCUUAAAAGCUUGUUAACAGUGGUAACUUUCGGCAUCAAGGUACCAGCGGGUAUUUACGUGCCAUCCAUGGUAGUCGGUGGCCUGAUGGGCCGUAUCGUCGGCCACGUUACUCAGUUUUGGGUGAUGAAGUAUCCCAACUUCUUCCUGUUCGGCUCGUCGUGCGCCGCUACUGCCGGUAUGGAAUCCUGUGUCACACCGGGAGUUUAUGCAAUGGUCGCUGCAGGGGCAACCAUGUGUGGGGUUACACGGCUGUCGGUCACCCUUGCAGUUAUUCUCUUCGAGCUGACUGGCAGCCUGGACCAUGUCUUGCCGUUUUCGCUGGCAGUUCUCUGCGCCAAGUGGACUGCGGAUGCGAUCGAACCUCAUAGUAUCUAUGACUUUUUGACUGAAAUGAACUCCUACCCCUUCCUCGACAACAAACUACAGCCCAUGUCCGACGCCCAACUCGGCGAUAUCGUCCGACCAGUCCGACAGAGUCGUAUCAUUGAUAUUACGGAAUCCCCUCUUGUCCCGGCACGAGAACUGCGCUCGAAGCUGCAGCAUCUCUUGAUGGCGGGCGAGCUGGACAGCGGUCUUCCGAUCCUACGUGACAACAUUCUGAUCGGACUUAUUCCUGCGCCGGACCUCGAAUACGCGCUCGAUAACCUCGGCGACGAGGAUAACUCGAUCUGUCUGAUGGCUAUUGACACGUCUUCGGCUAUCGCUGACGCUGACGACGACGAUACCGUUCAAGUGGACUUUACUCAAUUUAUAGAUCCGGCCCCUCUCGCCCUUGAUAUCCAUUCGCCUAUAGACCUUGUUUACCAAUGCUUCGUCAAGCUUGGACUGCGUUACCUGUGUGUUAACCACGACGGACAAUAUGCAGGGCUGGUACAUAAGAAAGCCUUUGUGAAGUACAUGAAAGAGCACGAGUGA
Molecule: messenger RNA, 2733 nt
Organism: Aspergillus calidoustus
Lineage: Eukaryota; Fungi; Ascomycota; Eurotiomycetes; Eurotiales; Aspergillaceae
Source: the annotation of a GenBank genome assembly